GCCCCAGCCCGCGGGCUGCUGCCCGCACUCUCCGUGAGACUACUGGCGCCGGCGCCCGCCCGCGCGGCACCGACGCGGGGAGCGCGCUUUGCGCUGACUCAGCGGCGACGGCGGCGGCGUUAGCGGGCCCUCGCGCUCUUUCCCUUCCUGGGGCGCCGACCCCGCCCGCUUGCUUGCUUGCCUGCCUGCUAGUCCGGCGCCACGCAAGAGAAGGUGCCAGGGGACGCGGAGCGACGAGAGGCGCGCGGCCCCGGCCAGCUCAGUCUCCGGCGUUGGCGCUGCGGCCGUGGCGGAGGACUACGGCGACAAGGACGAGGGCCGCUCUCCCACCUCCCUGCGUGCGGCUUCGCUCCGCUGGCCGACCAUCGGGAGUGCAGGCUGGGAGGCGGGAUGGAGUGAUAGGGAAGACAGAGUCUCCCUCUGUCUGGAAUGCAGUGGUAUGAUCUCAGCUCACUGCAACCUUCGCCUCCUGGGUUCAAGCAGUUCUCCUGCCUGAGCCGUCCAAGUAGCUGGGAUUACAGAUGUUUAUAAAUUCUUCUGUGGGAUCAGAGGGCACACCUAUUAUAACCAGAAAACUCCACGUAUAGCAGCAAGGAUGGAUGAACAGGCUGUAUUAGGGCUAAAUCCAAAUGCUGAUUCAGAUUUUAGACAAAGGGCCCUGGCUUAUUUUGAACAGUUAAAGAUUUCCCCAGAUGCCUGGCAGGUAUGUGCAGAAGCACUAGCACAGCGGACCUACAGACGGAGUCUCGCUCUGUCGCCCAGGCUGGAGUGCAAUGGCGUGACCUUGGCUCACGGCAACCUUCGCCUCCUGGGUUCAAGCGGUUCUCCUGCCUCAGCUUCCCAAGUAGCUUGGAUUACAGUGAUGAUCAUGUAAAGUUUUUCUGCUUUCAAGUACUGGAACAUCAAGUUAAAUACAAAUAUUCGGAACUAACCACUGUUCAACAACAACUAAUUAGGGAGACACUCGUAUCAUGGCUGCAAGCUCAGAUGCUGAAUCCUCAACCAGAGAAGACCUUUAUACGAAAUAAAGCCGCCCAAGUCUUUGCCUUGCUUUUUGUUACAGAAUAUCUCACUAAGUGGCCCAAGUUUUUUUUUGACAUUCUCUCAGUAGUGGACCUAAAUCCAAGGGGAGUAGAUCUGUACCUGCGAAUCCUCAUGGCUAUUGAUUCAGAGUUGGUGGAUCGUGAUGUAGUACAUACAUCAGAGGAGGCUCGUAGGAAUACUCUUAUAAAAGAUACCAUGAGGGAACAGUGCAUUCCAAAUCUGGUGGAAUCAUGGUACCAAAUAUUACAAAAUUAUCAGUAUACUAAUUCUGAAGUGACUUGUCAGUGCCUUGAAGUAGUUGGGGCUUAUGUCUCUUGGAUAGACUUAUCCCUUAUAGCCAAUGAUAGGUUUAUAAAUAUGCUGCUAGGUCAUAUGUCAAUAGAAGUUCUACGGGAAGAAGCAUGUGACUGUUUAUUUGAAGUUGUAAAUAAAGGCAUGGACCCUGUUGAUAAAAUGAAACUAGUAGAAUCUUUGUGUCAAGUGUUACAGUCUGCUGGGUUUUUCAGCAUUGACCAGGAAGAAGAUGUUGACUUCCUGGCCAGAUUUUCUAAGCUGGUAAAUGGAAUGGGACAGUCGUUGAUAGUUAGUUGGAGUAAAUUAAUUAAGAAUGGGGAUAUUAAGAAUGCUCAAGAAGCAUUACAAGCUAUUGAAACAAAAGUGGCACUGAUGUUGCAGCUACUAAUUCAUGAGGAUGAUGAUAUUUCUUCUAAUAUUAUUGGAUUUUGUUAUGAUUAUCUUCAUAUUUUGAAGCAGCUUACAGUGCUCUCGGAUCAGCAAAAAGCUAAUGUAGAGGCAAUCAUGUUGGCCGUUAUGAAAAAAUUGACUUAUGAUGAAGAAUAUAACUUUGAAAAUGAGGGUGAAGAUGAAGCCAUGUUUGUAGAAUAUAGAAAACAACUGAAGUUACUGUUGGACAGGCUUGCUCAAGUUUCACCGGAGUUACUUCUGGCCUCUGUUCGUAGAGUUUUUAGUUCUACCCUGCAGAAUUGGCAGACUACACGGUUUAUGGAAGUUGAAGUAGCAAUAAGAUUGCUGUAUAUGUUGGCAGAAGCUCUUCCAGUAUCUCAUGGUGCCCACUUCUCAGGUGAUGUUUCAAAAGCUAGUGCUUUGCAGGAUAUGAUGCGAACUCUGGUAACAUCUGGAGUCAGUUCCUAUCAGCAUACAUCUGUGACAUUGGAGUUCUUUGAAACUAUUGUUAGAUAUGAAAAGUUUUUCACAGUUGAACCUCAGCACAUUCCAUGUGUAUUAAUGGCUUUCUUAGAUCACAGAGGUCUGCGGCAUUCCAGUGCAAAAGUUCGGAGCAGAACGGCCUACCUGUUUUCUAGAUUUGUCAAAUCUCUUAAUAAGCAAAUGAAUCCUUUCAUUGAGGAUAUUUUGAAUAGAAUACAAGAUUUAUUAGAGCUUUCUCCACCUGAGAAUGGCCACCAGUCCUUACUGAGCAGCGAUGAUCAACUUUUUAUUUAUGAGACAGCUGGAGUUCUGAUUGUUAAUAGUGAAUACCCAGCAGAAAGGAAACAAGCCUUAAUGAGGAAUCUAUUGACUCCACUAAUGGAGAAGUUUAAAAUUCUGUUAGAAAAGUUGAUGCUGUCACAAGAUGAAGAAAGGCAAACUUCCCUAGCAGACUGUCUCAACCAUGCUGUUGGAUUUGCCAGUCGAACCAGUAAAGCUUUCAGCAACAAGCAGACUGUGAAACAAUGUGGCUGUUCCGAAGUUUAUUUGGACUGUUUACAGACAUUCUUGCCAGCGCUCAGUUGUCCCUUACAAAAGGAUAUUCUCAGAAGUGGAGUCCGUACUUUCCUUCAUCGAAUGAUUAUUUGCCUGGAGGAAGAAGUUCUUCCGUUCAUCCCAUCUGCUUCAGAGCAUAUGCUCAAAGAUUGUGAAGCAAAAGACCUCCAGGAAUUCAUUCCUCUUAUCAACCAGAUUACAGCCAAAUUCAAGAUACAGGUGUCCCCAUUUUUACAACAGAUGUUCAUGCCCCUGCUACAUGCAAUUUUUGAAGUGCUGCUCCGGCCAGCGGAAGAAAAUGACCAGUCUGCUGCUUUAGAGAAGCAGAUGUUGCGGAGGAGUUACUUUGCUUUCCUGCAAACAGUCACUGGCAGUGGGAUGAGUGAAGUUAUAGCAAAUCAAGGUGCAGAGAAUGUAGAAAGAGUGCUUGUUACUGUUAUUCAAGGAGCAGUUGAAUAUCCAGAUCCAAUCGCACAGAAAACAUGUUUUAUCAUCCUCUCAAAGUUGGUAGAGCUCUGGGGAGGUAAAGAUGGACCAGUGGGAUUUGCUGAUUUUGUUUAUAAGCACAUUGUCCCCGCAUGUUUCCUAGCACCUUUAAAACAAACCUUUGACCUGGCAGAUGCACAAACAGUAUUGGCUUUAUCUGAGUGUGCAGUGACACUGAAAACAAUUCAUCUCAAACGGGGCCCAGAAUGUGUUCAGUAUCUUCAACAAGAAUACCUGCCCUCCUUGCAAGUAGCUCCAGAAAUAAUCCAGGAGUUUUGUCAAGCGCUUCAGCAGCCUGAUGCUAAAGUUUUUAAAAAUUACUUAAAGGUGUUCUUCCAGAGAGCAAAGCCCUAAGGACUGGAUUUCCCAUGCCUACUUCAUCAUCAGGAAUUCUAGUUAAUAAUUUAUAAAGAAGCAGUUUUUGUGUGCCAUUCACACUGGUCCUUUUAACAUUGUUUCGAGCUUAUUAUUGCAGUAUAUGUUUUGGGAUUUUUCUGUAAAAUGGGUGUAAUUUUCCUAAUACAGGUAUGUAACAACAAAAGAAGUUGCCUGCAUGCCAGUUCAAAUUGUUCUAUAUAAAGAUGAUCUUAAAAGACACAGAGCUAUCCUAGAACCUUAAUUCUUUUGAAAUUUUAAGUCAAAUCCUUUAUAAAGACCAUAGCAGUGGAAAAUAGUGUACUUUUAAAAAAAUUGCUGAAUACAAAAUGUUUGAAAAUUUUAAUUUUCUUUAUGUGUGAAGACACAUAAAGUAUGGGGGGAAUACAAGCGAAACUAACUUUUUGUAGAUAGCCAUUUCAUUCCUUUAAACUGUUUCAAUGCCAAUAUGUAUUCUACAAAAGAGAAUGGUUUUAGGCUCCAGUGUUAUACUUUUUAUAUAUAUAUAUAUAAAUAAAUUUUACGUAGUGAAAUCUA
This is a messenger RNA of Callithrix jacchus (white-tufted-ear marmoset), 4164 nucleotides long. RefSeq names its product exportin for tRNA (gene XPOT). Lineage: Eukaryota; Metazoa; Chordata; Mammalia; Primates; Cebidae. Gene Ontology annotation, cellular component: nuclear matrix; nuclear pore; cytoplasm. The record is from RefSeq and is a predicted model, not a curated record. Gene Ontology annotation, molecular function: tRNA binding; small GTPase binding. Gene Ontology annotation, biological process: tRNA re-export from nucleus; intracellular protein transport.